Messenger RNA from Arabidopsis arenosa, 621 nucleotides. NCBI's taxonomy places the organism in Eukaryota, Viridiplantae, Streptophyta, Magnoliopsida, Brassicales, Brassicaceae. The record is from the annotation of a GenBank genome assembly.
AAACCCUACCUUGCGUCCCAAGUCUCCACCGAUAAUGCAACCAUCCACCAACAUUUUUAGCCUCCAUGGUUGUCCACCUUCGUACCUUUCCCAUUUCCCUACAUCCUCACCAUUUUGCGGACAAAACCCUAAUCCAUUCUUCAGCUUCGAAACUGGUGUGAAUACUCCACAGUUCAUGAGUUUGAGCAGCAACAACUCGACCUCAGAAGAAGGAGAAGAGAAUCAUACGGAGAUAGUCAAUGAGCGGAAGCAAAAGAGGAAGAUAUCGAACAGAGAAUCGGCCAGGAGAUCGCGUAUGAGGAAGCAGAGACAAGUGGAUGAGCUUUGGUCACAAGUGAUGUGGCUUAGGAAUGAGAAUCAUCAGUUGCUUCGUAAGCUUAACUGCGUUUUAGAGUCUCAAGAGAAGGCUAUUGAAGAGAACGCUCAGCUCAAAGAGGAAACCUCUGAGCUUAAGCAAAUGAUUAGUGAUAUGCAGCUUCAGAAUCAAAGUCCUUUCUCUUGUAUCAGAGACGACAUUGUAUAGAUGAUGUUUAAGUGGCUCUAGUAUGUAUCUAUAAAUGUACAUCCAGAGAUGAUCUGUCUCAGAUUAAGACCAAUAAUUAGUAAAUUAGUCAUUUUUAA